AUGAAUCGCCAAGUCAUCGUUAUUUUACAUUCGCCAAAACUGACUUGUCAGAGUGAUCGAUGUCAUAAAUUGGAGGCGUUUGCUGCUGUCCCAACGACGGCAACGACGACGACAACAGACAUCGCAUGGCGCAGUUUGCUAUCACGAUGCCGCCGCCGGUUCAAACAAACAGCCAACGACCAAAGACAACAAAAACAACAACAACAUCGGCGCGAUGAAACCUCCGAAACUUCCCUCGUCGCUGUCGUCCGUUAUCUGAUUCCGUGCAGUCUGGCGGCCAAGCGCCUGCAUCCGGCAGCGGACACCCCCCUUAAUCUUGGAGCGGAACGUAAACUAAUAUUGCGCAACACCAGAAUUUCGCGACAUCACAUGGCACCCGAAAUUGCACUGCAUCUAAUCACCCAGGAAUGCAGCAUUUAUCACCAACCCAUUGGGGAGGAUUUCUGCUUUCGAACCGAACCAUUUUGGGGAUUUUUUUGGCCCGGAGGUCAAGCACUGACCAGGUUCAUUUUAGAUAACAAACAACUUUUCGCGGGCAAACGCGUUCUAGAUGUUGGCUGCGGUUGUGGUGCUUCAGCAAUCGCCGCAAGGCUAAUUGGAGCCAACGCUGCCACUGCUAACGACAUUGACCCUACCGCACUGCAGGCCGCGCUUCUCAACGCGGAACUCAACUCCGUGGACCUGGAGAUAAGCAGUCGAAAUCUGAUCGGACAGCCAUGUGACGACUUUGACGUCGUGUUGAUAGGCGAUCUUUUCUACGAUGCCGAGAUCGCGUCCGUGCUGAGCCCCUGGUUGGCCCAGUUAGCAGCAAAGCGGAAAAAUAUUUAUAUUGGCGAUCCGGGACGUCACGGAUUGACAGAGAAGCGGUUGUGGAAUAUGACGCAAUUAGCACGUUACCGACUGCCGCCGGAUGUUUGCAUCGAAAAUAACGGGUUUUCGCAUGCCAGCGUUUGGGAAUUUAAGUCGAAUAGUUGACUGUUGGGUUCAAAUGUUAUGUAAAAUUAGCAGGCAAUAAUCAUCAUUGGAAGCGCGGUACUAAGCGCUCAUCGCAAUCAGCUGAGAACCAUGACGAUAACUCAUAGGCCAAACGUAAUUUCCCGUGCAUCUGGAGCUGCUCAAGAAAAGCGGGUGGUUGCUGAUGACGAGAAAAACAAAAGCGAAUUCCGAGGAGCCUCGGUGUCAGAAGAGCGGUUACCAAGAGAUUCAUUGCUAGAUGGAUACACAGCUGGAGGUUGUAAAAGAAAAAUCAUUAGCCCAAUUGUCAGGCGUUCAGAAAGAUUAAAACGAGCAAGAAUAGAAAAACAAAUCAAUUUCAAAUGAUAAAUUAAUCCUACGACCACAGGCUAUCGAAUAAGUGUAUAUACAAAAAAAAAAAAAAACAUUAAAAAUAACUUAUAUUAGAAUUGAUUUAGCUAGUGUAAUUAGCAUUCGAACCCUAUUUAAAUUGAGAUAUUUAUAUAGAUAUUUAAAAACCCUUAUAUUAUCAGAAUUUAAAAAAAAAAUAUAAGGGAUAAGAACUGUAGUGACACGGCCUAAUAGAGCCGAUCGAUCAAGAGCAUAAGAUACAGCCUCAGAUAAAUGAGUGCUGAUCGAACAGAUUGUAGUUACCUCAAGAAUAAAUGUUCUCUUCUAGUUGAGACUCCAAACGAGUAACACGCAUUUUAUUAAUGCUAUGACCAAAAAUCGGUUCAAGGAAUUGCUCUCUUUUAUCUGGUUUGGCGAUGGAACAACUCGAGCCGAAAGGCUCAAAAUGUCGUCAAAGGGCGUUGCUCUUUCUUUAUUUACAUAAGGAGUAAGCCGGAAAAGUAUGGUAUACAAAUUCGGAUUUGUUCGUGGUUAUAUUAUGAACCAGGUACCUAUAUGAUACAAAUGCUGAAGCGCUUGUUCAGCUUCAAUUCAGUAUAUAUACAGCCAAUGUAAAACUGUUAAUGAAAUAAACUGGAAAUAGAUGUACGGGUUAAAUCGAUACGUAUGCAUGAAUGUCAAGAUAGACGAAUCGUCAACGCGUUCUACCAGCAACCUCAUGAGCAUGAGUUCGAGAUUCGCAGUAAAGUAAUUGGAUACUAAAAAGAUGAUUUUCACUAACAAUAAUAUAAAAAUAAUUGAUAAAAAAUACACACACACAAGUGCAAAAAUGUGUUCAAAUCGCCUAAACAAUAAACAAAUUGUUUAAUUAAGGUGGAAGCGUGUUGAACCCAUAAAUGGCCGACUUCGAGCCACCACGUGGUCGACUUCGAAUUUUCAAAUGCAGUAAUAGCUGAUACGUCACUUGUGAAAACAUAUCAUCAUGUUUGUUAGAAAACAUAAGAAAGUGUUUUUGUAGAUAAAGCAUUAACUAUUCCCGAGUAUAGUGGCACUGAAAAUUCGUAGCCGACCACGUGGUGGCUUCUACACACUACCACCUUAAGACGAAUAUAAAUUUUGAAUUAUAUUUAUCGUAGCUGUAAUAAAACUAAAAAAGCACUUUUUCAGAGAGACAGAAUGUACAAUUUUAACUACGAAAUCGUCAUAUAGGCACUUAUUUAGGCUAUAAGCUACUGUUGGCUGUAAAAGAGUUUUUCUACAAGCUGUACAAAGAAUCAUUAAUCGCUUCUACAGAAUCGAUCAGUAUGUAUAAAAGUUGUUCAAAUGGCUGAGUUAUUUCUUAUUAAACCCUUGAUCGGCUAUUUAGGAAGUCGAAUGUACCAAGUAGCUGAUUUAGUUCUCCAAAACCGACUGGUUAGAAGCUGAUUGAACACCCUAAAAAAAAAUUAUUCGACCUAUGUUCAGUCGUCAGCUGAAUAAGAUUAGUUAUAAAAGAGCUUAGCCAAAAAAUGUUUCUUGGCUAGUUGCGUACCUAGUACAUGGAAAGAAAUGCAAUCUACGGCCAAAUAUAAAAAUAAAAACGUCUCCAGAUGCGCUUGUUGCCCUUUCUCUGGCCCCACGAGUCGGUGAUAGAGUGGUUCGAAGUCAACAAUGUUGUUUUUAUGCCAAAGGAGGCAAAUCCACCGAACUUGCCAGAACUUCCCCAAAUAGGAAAAUUCUGGGCGAUUAACAAAAGCAAGCCCCGGAAACAGGAAAGAUCGUCAGAAACGACUAUAAUUUGAGGAAAAAGUGGAUGAAAGUGUGUGAAAAAGAUGGCGCAAGUGUCGUCAAGUCAAAGACGUGGGCUUUUAGCUUAGAAAUGCAAAAA
Wyeomyia smithii (pitcher-plant mosquito) is the source of this 3172-nucleotide messenger RNA. Its product is annotated as electron transfer flavoprotein beta subunit lysine methyltransferase-like. NCBI's taxonomy places the organism in Eukaryota, Metazoa, Arthropoda, Insecta, Diptera, Culicidae. Gene Ontology annotation, cellular component: mitochondrial matrix. Gene Ontology annotation, biological process: peptidyl-lysine trimethylation. Bases 1 to 975 code for a protein of 324 amino acids. The record is from RefSeq and is a predicted model, not a curated record. The transcript is spliced from 8 exons. Gene Ontology annotation, molecular function: protein-lysine N-methyltransferase activity.